AUGGGGCUCUGUGGUACAGGCACUAAUGUGCCCACAUUUUGGAGAAAACCUUUUGUGAUGAGGUUUUUACUUGUAUGUCUUCUGUUUGUCUUGUCUGAUGCUGUGCAGGUGAAGGAUUUCCCAGGAUCUACUUUUUGUCUGGACGUUGAGAUCCAAAUAAAGAAGCCUAAAGAUGUUCCUUGGCUUACAUGGCAGGGUCUUCAUGUUAUAGAUUCAUCUGGAUUUGAAGUGGAUGCCUGUCAGAUCCUUCCUGAAGGCAGUUUGCUGACUAUACCUGAGAAAUGUAUCAAUCAUGAGACUGGAGGACGGGUUGCACAUCUUUCCUUGAGGGAUUCAGUGGGGAAUAACGUGGUCUUCCAAAUAUCUUGCAAAGAUGAACAAGCUGACUCUGAAUACAUGGAACCAGUUAUACGGUGUACUCCGGAAUACAUGGAAGCUACAAUAUCAAGGAAGCUGUCUGGCUUUGACGAGGAGGUAGGAUUUGGUUUCAUCAGUAAACCACAACCUCCUGCAUCCACAUGGACCAUUGGAAUUGAUGAUGGCACGCUUGUCAAACUCAAUUUGCCAACUGCCAAGGGACUUGGAUAUGACCUAACUAGUAAUGAAACUUCCCUGACUAUCCGUGUCAAAGUAAAGGCCUUUGGAAUUCAAGAACUCAUUUCACAAGGACAGAAGUUUUACAGUGGGAACAUCGCGCUGAUCCAGGAAAGGCAAAACCCAAAGAUUAGAGUUGAUGUGAAACUGAUCUGCGCUACGGGACCUCCUGCAUGCAAUAAAACCCACAUGACUCUAUCAAUGCCUAAUUUUGGUGGUGUUCUCCAGUAUAUUGAAAUUGGCAAUAAACUGGUGGAAUUGACUACAUAUGCACUUAAAGAAGAAGGGAUAACACUAGACACGGGAAGUGGUGUCCAGCUGAGCUUUGAACUAGCUAAACUGCAGGUUGUUACUGCUCCUAACCAGCAAUCUUACUAUUUGCGAUCUCUCACACUGGUGUUCCUUAUUGAUGAACUGACUGUACCAAUGAACUUAAAUCUUCAGUGUGUCCUUGAAAGACCAGUUAACUUCGAGUGCACACCAGAUGGGUUUAUGAGGUUUGAAGUCCUAGCAACGCUCACCAAACCUAACUUGGAUUUAAAUACCGUCACUGUAAGAGAUCGCAGUUGCCAGCCGCAAGAAAAGACUAGUAACAGAAUUUAUUUUAAAUUUGCUCUAAAUACAUGUGGAACUACGGAAAAAAAUGUAGGUGGAAAAUUACUUUAUGAAAAUGAAGUCAGUGCCCUCUGGAAGGAUCUACCACGAAGGAGUAUCUCAAGAGAAAGUGAACUAAGAGAGACAAUCCGGUGUUUCUAUAAUGGCACUGACUCUAAACCUAUUAAUGUCAGUGUGGUCACACCACCACCACCAGUGUCUUCCAGAAAUGAUGGCCCCCUCUUAAUUGUGAUGAGUGUCUACCCAGAUAUCUCUUACCAGACACCCUACAGUGAUGAUCAGUAUCCAAUUCUGAAGACCUUGCGUGAUCCAAUCUACUUAGAAGUGCAGGUUUUAAAUCGCAACGAUCCAAACAUUGAACUGGUUCUAGAUGACUGCUGGGCAACAAUGUCACAAGACCCAGAAGCUUUACCCCAGUGGAAUGUUGUAGUUGACGGAUGCCAAGAGAGUCAUGAUAGCUAUCUUACAGUCUUUCAUCCUGUUAAUAAUGUGCCACUAGCUACAUACCGCAAACGUUUUGAAGUGAAAGCCUUUGCUUUUAUGCAGGGUGGUCAACUAUCAACCAACUUUGUCUACUUCCACUGCCGUGCCAUUAUAUGUGACAUCACUUCCCCAGACUCGUCACUCUGUUCAAAGAGGUGUCCCCCAUCCAGAAAAAGAAGGGAUGAGCUCUUCCUGCACAGACACUCAACCUUAGCUAGUCCUCCUGGUCCUGUCUGGCUGUUAGAUUCUGAGGCCUCCCUGACUUCUGAAGAUGAGCAAGAUGUUAUAACGCAAGUGACCAUUGGAGUCCUACCUGCCUUUGCCCUGGUUGCUGUGAUUGCCUUAGUUGCUGUGUUCAUAAACCUCAAAUGCAAACCAAAAUCUUGAGCUCAAA
This is a messenger RNA of Bufo bufo (common toad), 2086 nucleotides long. RefSeq names its product zona pellucida sperm-binding protein 2-like. Lineage: Eukaryota; Metazoa; Chordata; Amphibia; Anura; Bufonidae. Gene Ontology annotation, molecular function: structural constituent of egg coat; acrosin binding. The coding region runs from base 1 to 2079 and encodes 692 amino acids. Gene Ontology annotation, cellular component: egg coat. The transcript has 18 exons. Gene Ontology annotation, biological process: binding of sperm to zona pellucida; prevention of polyspermy. The record is from RefSeq and is a predicted model, not a curated record.